Molecule: messenger RNA, 1511 nt
Organism: Labrus mixtus (cuckoo wrasse)
Lineage: Eukaryota; Metazoa; Chordata; Actinopteri; Labriformes; Labridae
Product: CD48 antigen-like
Exons: 4
Coding region: 130-846 (238 amino acids)
Source: RefSeq, a predicted model, not a curated record
GUUAUGAAGCAGGAAGCUACACUUUUUAAAGAAGAAGCUUAGCUUUUAUUUUGGUCUUUGCUCGGUUGUGACCUGAGCAGGUUUCACACACUCCUGAGUGCUGAACGGGUCUGACAUCUGAAAACAACAAUGAAGUUACACCUGAGGAUCAUCAUCUUUUUAUUAGUGAUCGUCUCAUCUGCUGCUGUACAGUUGAAGAGUCACCAGUCAGGCGUUAAGGGAGGAUCCAUCACUUUUCCUGAUCCUUUGGAGAAUGGACUUCUUAUAUUUCAAAGAAGUAGCAUUGCUGAAGUGAAGGACAAAGAAAUAGAUAUAUUGGAGGAACCUUACAAGGACAGACUUUUAUGGAACAACAAAACUGGUCUUUUCACAAUCAGAGGACUAAAGCGGGAUGACUCUGGUGUUUAUGGUAUUGACCCUAAAAAAGGAUUUAGUUCCAUAAUAUAUCAUAAACUCACUGUAUAUGAGUCUGUAGCAGCUCCUGCAGUAGAAGCUCUGAACGUGAGCGCAGAGAGCUGCUCCUUUCUGUGUUUGGUGACUAAGACUGAAGAGACGAUUCUGCUGUGGUACAAAGACGAGGAAAUAAUCAACCAGAGCAGCUCUGCUCUCUCACUGCCUCUCACUGUACACAGACAUGAUGUCACAUCAUCUUAUAGAUGUGUGGCAGCCAACCCUGCUGAAAAUAAGACUCUUCAUGUCGAUGUUAGGAACAUCUGCAGUCCAGGUGGCAGUAACACACAGUCCUGGUUGUUCCUGACUCCUGUGUUGGUGUUUUGGGUUGCUUUUGCUGUUUGCAUCCUUUUGACGAACAUGAAGAGAAAGCGAAAGAGAGAGACUGACGGCUGAUCUACAUGUCAGUACACACACACACACAUACACCGCUCUCAGACUUGCUUUAUUCCUGAUUUAUCACAAAAAUCACUAAUUCUAAAUAUUUAUCAUUCACCUCUUUCUGUAUUUGUGUUCGAUCCUCACAGAUGCAAACAUUCGUGAAAUGUGAGGAAGCUCCAGACUGAGGUUUGUGUAGCUGCCAUGACAUCCUGCAGUGCUUUGUGAAUGUGGCAUCACCAGAUGAGGAACAACAGAUGCAUAGACUGAUCCACAGUGGGAAAUGGAAUUGAUAAUGAACGUGACAUGACAUGUGGUAGUGUUUGAUUUGUACGACUUCUAAAAAUGAAAAGUAAACAUUUGAGACUGGGAAUAUUGAAAACAUGAAAAAAAGUAAAACACUUAUCCAGAUUAAUAUCACCAGCAAUAAUAAUAAAAACAUAUCAACAUAUUAAAGUCAAAGAAGGGGAAGAGAGUUGAAAACUGGAUUAAAAAAAACCACACAAAUCAGACUGCAAUUGCCUUGAAUACUGUAUGUUCACUUAAAGCUCCUGUUUUGUGCCUGACAGGCUCAGAAGUCAGAGAGAGAGAGAGAGAGAGAGAGAGAGAGAGAGAGAGAGAGAGGGAGGCAGAGAGAGAGAGAGACAGAGAGAGAGAGAGAGAGAGAGAGAGAGACAGAGAGA